CGUCAAAAUAGAAAAACGUAUGGCAGGACGUCGAAGAGAUCGGACGAGAAAGUCGGGCCCGAGUCCGACAAACCCACACGCUGACGAAUCUGCUUAAAAGGAAAUACUGGUCUCCCCCACCAGGCCAUCUAGAAGAAAAAAGACUGGAAACAACCUCCGUCCAGACUUUUCUACCUUUAACAAAACGAGGAUUGUGUCAUCGUCUCUGCCAGUGGGAAGUCCCGAUGGUAAUCCUUUAAAAGCCCCCACUUACGAGCCGAACGAUACCAAUUAAAUAAUACCUAUUAGUCAGGCCGAGGGGAAAAAAGAAGUCUUUCGCGUUUCAAGUGGGGACAAGGUUUGAUCGUUCUUGAAAAUGAGGUCAUUUACCUUAUCGAAGAAAUCCCUCCUUGAUACGAAUACUAAUCUAAAAAUCAAAAUUCAUACAAGAAGUUUCACAAAGGAAAAAUACAUUUUUUAAUUGUCAAAACUUAUUUUCAAACUGACAUUUUGGACGUUCCGUUUUUAUCAGAAAACGAGGUUUCAACUGUCAACAGUCGUUUUUCGAAUGGUAACCGUCUCGUCGACUCCCGCCGCUCGUGUUCGGCAUUGUUGACUUUCACUUGUAAACAGACCAAGCAGACUGUUUCCAACUUUACAUGCUGGAACGUCGAAAAUGUACGAAGACAGGAAGGCUUACCUCAGAGAUGUGGCCCAUAACGUUGCUGUAUGCAGAAACAAACUGGACAGCAUACUGAAAGCGAUCGGCUGGACGCACUCCAGUCUUCAAGUCCAGGCUUUUGGAGAAUUAGGAAGCAAAACGGACACUUCUGAUGAAGAUCCAUCAGGUGUAAAGGAUGGAAAUAUAUCCAAUCAAGAACAAACACCAUCUGAUGAACCAAGUUGUAGCAUGCUACCUCAAAAUCCUGGUAAAACUUAUUCAGAGCUGGUACAGUCGUUAACGAAUCUACCUAAUGUAAAAAUUGAGAAAAAGAAAAAAGAUACUGAACUAAUGGUUGAAAUGUUGGCAAUGGAAAGAGACGCAAAACGAAGAAGAACAAGUUACAAAAACAAAGUUCAUACUAAGAAUAAAUCUCAUCUGGAGGUUUUACGUGAAGUAGUCGAACAGCAAAUGGAAUUGCUGAAAGGGCCUGACGAUAAUGAAACGCCAGCUGAACCUGAUGACAAACAAAAGGAAACCAGAGAGGACAUGCUCAUCGAACUCAAAGACAUCAGUGGUACUGGCAACCCCUAUCUAGUUUGGCAGAAUGUCGAAAAAUAUCUUGUAAAUAAAGAAUCUCAGGUUCAGAAUAUUGCUAAGAGUGAAAAAAGUUAUAAAGACAAUGAAAAACAUCAGCUCAGAGAAGAAAAGACAAAACGUGAAAAUCACAGGAAACACAAGCAUAAGAGUAGAGACCGGUCACCUAGCAGUCGCCACAGGAAAAAGGAAAGGAAAGAAAGAUCUCGAUCGAGACAUAAACACUCUCCAAGUGCUAAACAUCACAAAAGGUCGCCUUCACGUUAUGAACAUUCACACAGCCAUUCAAAAAAGAGUAGACAUUCAUGAUUAUUGAUUAACAGAUAUGUAAAUAUAGUUGCAAUAAAUAUUUUAAACAAAA
Molecule: messenger RNA, 1598 nt
Organism: Cimex lectularius (bed bug)
Lineage: Eukaryota; Metazoa; Arthropoda; Insecta; Hemiptera; Cimicidae
Product: glutamic acid-rich protein-like
Exons: 6
Coding region: 656-1546 (296 amino acids)
Source: RefSeq, a predicted model, not a curated record